Messenger RNA from Iphiclides podalirius (scarce swallowtail), 615 nucleotides. The record is from the annotation of a GenBank genome assembly. Lineage: Eukaryota; Metazoa; Arthropoda; Insecta; Lepidoptera; Papilionidae.
AUGUGGCUUUCUUUGUUCUCUUGGCACGUUUCGCUGCGGCAUCGCAUCUAUUGCGGUAUGGCUAUCGUGCCGCGGUGGUAUCGCGACGUCGGCCGUCAUGCCACGGCGGCGUCGCAUAACAAAAUUGUACGCGAUGACGCUAUCGAGGGCCGCACAUCGGCCGCCGCAGCCCCUUCCCGCCGUCCGCAGUUUCACUUAAUUGCAAUAUACGAACAAACGUCGAUAAUGCAUUCGCUCUUCACGCGCGGCGGCCGCGAGAUCGUUCCCGAUGGCUCCUGCCGGAGGCACGUUCGCGUGGCUUUCUACUGCAUUUACUUUACUGCUCUGAUAUGUUACAGGCGGUGCUCUAAGUUCCAUAUGUCCGUUUUUAUAGUGCGACCCCGCGCCUUAUGGCCUAAUGUCACUGAGCGGGCGAGCCGCGAGAUGGACGGUGCGCUUCACACGCGCAAGAUGGCGCGCACAUCGCCGACGCAGCCUCCGCAUGGGCAACGAUUCACGGAACGCCGGCUUUUUCGAGCUGCUAAACAAAUAAAACCCAGUUGCACCCCCGAAUCGGCCGACCCGUUAAUUAAUCACCGGGCCACGACCUCAAGAAAUAUUAUCUUGCAUAAAUCA